AUGUGCAAAUCGUAUGAGAAGGCACUAAAUACUCUUAUGACCAUGAUCGAGCGGGGCCGCAAGUAUAAAUUCUUGGAGCAGGAACUGGGUUUAGGAGUUUGUAUUUGCUUGGGCACUGACUUGUCUGAGAGCCACUGGGACAAGCUAUUGAAGAAGACUACGGCCGACUUCUCUCGCAUCAUGGAGCACUUGCGCGAAAAAGGCGUAUCCGAUAUGGCUAAUCGAUUGGGUCCUUUGAGGGACUUCGUUGUCAGCCAAAAGAUUCGGUCGUUCACGACGGACCCAACUUUUGUGGCGGAGCCGGUGACGUUGACGAUAAGUGAAAAUCGGUCGUGCCGUGCAACACCGAGCGAUCUUCAACACCACGGAGCCGAUGCAACUUCACCUGCAGCGCUUGAGACGGACAACCGUUUGGAUGAUGUAGACUGGGCUCAUUUGACUAACCUCUGA
Messenger RNA from Baudoinia panamericana UAMH 10762, 450 nucleotides. RefSeq lists its product as uncharacterized. The coding region runs from base 1 to 450 and encodes 149 amino acids. Lineage: Eukaryota; Fungi; Ascomycota; Dothideomycetes; Mycosphaerellales; Teratosphaeriaceae. The transcript is spliced from 2 exons. The record is from RefSeq and is a predicted model, not a curated record.